Aspergillus nidulans FGSC A4 is the source of this 1443-nucleotide messenger RNA. Its product is annotated as Ca(2+)-dependent cysteine protease casA. The coding region runs from base 1 to 1317 and encodes 438 amino acids. The record is from RefSeq and is a predicted model, not a curated record. The transcript is spliced from 5 exons. NCBI's taxonomy places the organism in Eukaryota, Fungi, Ascomycota, Eurotiomycetes, Eurotiales, Aspergillaceae.
AUGUCCUACUACCCUCCUUAUUCCGGCGCGCCCGGUUACCCCCCGCGGCAGCAACCGUAUCCUCCUCAAAACUACCACAGUUCCCCGCCCCCAUAUCAACAAAUGCACCACCACCAUCAACAGCCGUCUUACGGCAGCGGCUAUCCCGGGCAGGCCUACCGUCAGCAGCAGAACCCUUACCCGCAAUACGGUCACCCUUCACCUCAACCGUACCCUCCACAGAAUGGUUACAGUCACCCAUCAUCGGGCUAUCCGCCUUCACCCGCUCCUCCAAAUGGCGGCCAGAUGUACCACGGACGGCAACCCUCAUACCCGCCAAAUCAAUACCCGCCUGCGCAUGGGGGCCCGACGGCUCCGCCAACCAACCCGCAGGCCUUUGGCCAUGGCGCACCUCAAGGAUAUAACUUCCAGUACUCCCGUUGCACAGGGAAAAGAAAGGCUCUCUUGAUUGGUAUCAACUAUUUCGGCCAAAAGGGUCAAUUGCGUGGAUGCAUCAACGAUGUGAAGAACAUGUCGACAUACCUUAACCAGAACUUUGGCUACGCCCGGGAGGACAUGGUGAUCUUGACUGACGACCAACAAAACCCCAUGAGCCAACCGACGAAGGCUAACAUUCUGCGCGCCAUGCACUGGCUGGUGAAAGAUGCACAACCCAAUGAUUCUCUCUUCUUCCAUUAUUCCGGACAUGGUGGUCAAACCCCCGAUUUGGACGGUGACGAAGACGACGGAUAUGACGAAGUUAUCUAUCCUGUUGAUUUCCGGGUAGCGGGUCACAUAGUCGACGAUGAAAUGCAUCGGAUCAUGGUGAAACCUCUUCAGCCUGGUGUGCGACUGACGGCAAUCUUCGACUCGUGUCAUUCAGGUUCUGCUCUGGAUUUGCCGUACAUCUACUCCACACAAGGUAUUCUGAAGGAACCCAACCUUGCAAAGGAAGCUGGUCAAGGGUUACUGGGCGUCAUAUCAUCGUACGCGCGCGGCGAUAUGGGAGGUAUGAUGUCAACAGCCGUCGGGUUCCUGAAGAAGGCUGCCAAGGGCGACGAAGCCUACCAGCGAACCAAGCAGACCAAGACCAGCCCGGCAGACGUUAUCAUGUGGUCAGGAAGCAAAGAUGACCAAACCAGCCAAGAUGCCCAAAUCGCCGGUCAGGCCACUGGUGCGAUGUCCUGGGCUUUCAUCACCGCCAUGCGCAAAAAUCCGCAGCAAAGCUAUGUGCAGCUGCUGAAUAGCAUCCGAGAUGAAUUGUCGACCAGAUAUACGCAGAAACCGCAGCUGAGCUCCAGCCACCCCUUGGAUGUGAACCUACUUUAUGUAAUGUAAUGGACUUGUGGAAGAAUAAGCUCCUGGCGUUUUAAUACAACAAUGUCGUUGACUCGAUCUGUCUUUGCCAUGAAUAUCCCAUUUUGCAUGUCUGUCUCAUUGUUACGGCGCGGUUAAAUUAUUGGG